Molecule: messenger RNA, 6063 nt
Organism: Gymnodraco acuticeps
Lineage: Eukaryota; Metazoa; Chordata; Actinopteri; Perciformes; Bathydraconidae
Gene: adam22
Product: ADAM metallopeptidase domain 22
Exons: 31
Coding region: 545-3313 (922 amino acids)
Biological process (GO): proteolysis
Cellular component (GO): postsynaptic density membrane
Molecular function (GO): metalloendopeptidase activity
Source: RefSeq, a predicted model, not a curated record
CUGGAACACAUUAAUCCACAAAAACAAAAUUGCCACACACACACACAUGUUCUUGUUAUUCAUAGAUGGCACAUGAUAGAGUGACUCAUGACAACAACAGGCAGGUUGGGGCAGGAAUGGCGCUCCUGCAGAUCUUUAACAUGGAGGAAGGUGCAGGAGGCGGACGAUGAUCAUCCCGGAAGGCCGGGCCCGCAGCUUUUCUCCAUCCUGUCUCCACUACUCGUUCAUAUUUAUGCAUUAGGCGUUUCUGCAGUGAGCCGCUGGAUAUUGAUGUGUUUUAAGGAGGUGUCCCUAGUCCUCCCCUCCCCUGCACCCUCCCCUCUCCUCCCUCUCUGCUCCGUGCUGCUGCUUCGCGGGUCGUCGGUGCGCUCAGACGCGCUCCGCGUUCAGACUUGUAAGGACCCCGAUGGCCCCCAACCAGAGGGACUGCGCUAACCAGACGACCAGCCCCAGCUUCAAGCUCCCCUAGCGAAGGCAGGACUCUGAGAGCCUGCUCCCGGAAUACCGCAUUGUUUUAUAAUUUCCAGCAGGAGAGUGAAAGGUGAUGGUGCUGAUGAUGCGCCCGCGAUGGUGGAUUUCCCUUUUGUGCGUCUGUGGAUUGAUGCACGUCGGCCACCAGAGCAGCCCUGAUGCCCAAAAUGGAGACGCCUUGUCGAGCUUGAAGGCUCUUCGUGAUGCAGGCAGGUUUGUGGGAAAGGAGGACACGGUGCCUCUCCGCCUGCUCUACAGCAGGCACAACCACAGCCAGAUCACAGAGGAUGAGCUCAGCACCAGGGUGAAAGCCAGCUCCGGCUCCAGCCAGGUGAACCAUGUGGCCCAAGCAAGCUUUCAAGUGGACGCUUUCGGCAGAAAAUUCAUCUUGGAUGUGGAAUUGAACCACGAUCUGCUGUCUUCGGGGUAUGUGGAGAGGCAUUUGUCAGAAAAAGGGAAGACUGUCAUCACCAAUGGAGGAGAACACUGCUACUAUCAGGGGAAGGUCAGAGACGUUCCUCACUCCUUUGUGGCUGUCUCAACCUGUCACGGUUUGCAUGGGAUGUUUUUUGACGGCAAUCACACCUACAUGAUCGAACCUGGAGGACAGGGAAGCAGCAAUGGAGAUGUCCGCAUUCACAUGAUAUAUAAAUCUGCAGGGCAUGAAGGAUUUAAUGAUCUCUUCAAUGGUGAUUUUCCAGAGCCGCCUUUUCCCAGCCCCCCAUUUCCCGGGUCAAAAGUUGUUCACAGGAGAAAAAAGAGACAGGCUCCAAGUGUGUCUCACAGUGUAGAAGAUGAGACCAAAUACGUUGAGUUGAUGGUGAUCAAUGACCAUUUAAUGUACAAGAAGCAUCGGCUUUCUGUUGGGCUCACGAAUAACUAUGCUAAGUCAGUGGUCAAUAUGGCUGACAUGAUUUUCAAGGAACAGCUCAAUACCCGGAUUGUGCUGGUUGCCAUGGAAACGUGGUCAGCUGACAACAAAUUCAACAUCGAUGUCGACUCGAUGGUGACGCUGAAGGAGUUUAUGAAGUAUCGAAAAGACUUCAUCAAGGAGAAAUGCGACUCUGUUCACCUCUUCUCAGGGAAUCGUUUCCAUAGCAACUGGGGGGGAGCUUCCUACAUGGGAGGCGUUUGCUCCCUCACUAAAGGAGGGGGGGUCAAUGAGUAUGGGAAAGCAGAUGAGAUGUCCAUAACCCUCGCCCAGUCACUUGGACAGAACAUCGGCAUCUUCUCUGACAAGAAGAGGAUCCUCAAUGGAGAGUGCAAGUGUGAUGAUCGUUGGACGGGCUGUAUCAUGGAUGAUGUUGGAUUCUACCUGCCCAAGAGGUUCUCCGACUGCAACGUGGAGGAGUACUAUAACUUUCUGAACAGCGGUGGAGGAGCCUGCCUGUUCAACAAACCUCUGAAGCUGCUGGACCCUCCUAUUUGUGGAAAUGGCUUUGUGGAGCCGGGAGAGGAGUGUGACUGUGGCAGCCCGGUGGAGUGUGCCAUAGAGGGGGAGGCCUGCUGUGACAAGUGCACCCUGACCCAAGGCUCCAAGUGCAGCAACGGACUCUGCUGCAACAGCUGCCAGAUGGAGUUUGCGGGAGUCGUGUGCAGAGAUGCAGUGAACGACUGUGACAUCCCAGAAAACUGCACAGGCAACUCCAGCCAGUGUCCAGCUAAUGUGCACAAGAUGGAUGGCUACACGUGUGAAAAGGACCAGGGUCGCUGCUUCAAUGGAAGAUGCAAAACCAAAGACAGACAGUGCAAGUACAUCUGGGGAGAGAAAGCAACAGCGGCCGAUAAGUUCUGUUACGAGAAGCUGAACAUCGAGGGGACAGAGAAGGGAAACUGUGGGAAGGACAAGGACACCUGGAUCCAGUGUAACAAACAGGAUGUUCAUUGUGGGUAUCUGCUGUGCUCCAACAUCUCCCCCUCCCCGCGACUUGGAGAGAUGCAGGGAGGACUCACCUCCUUCUCAGUGGCCCGGCACAGUGCUUCUCUUGACUGCAGCGGGGCUCACGUGGUGAUCGACGGAGACACUGACCUGGGAUACGUCGAGGACGGGACGGCCUGUGGGACCGACCGCAUCUGCUUCAAUCACAAAUGUAUCCAGAUCCAACAGUUCAACUUCAGCACCUGUCCCGGGUCCACUGACAAGAUGGUCUGCUCCGGACACGGGGUGUGCAGCAGUGAGCUGAAGUGUGUGUGUAACCUGGGCUGGGCGGGAGAGGACUGUAACUCCACGUCUCCUCUCAGCUAUCCCGUGGUCGGACCCACCGCCCCAGAUUCUGGUUACACCAGUACCAACAUCAUCAUCGGGGCCAUCGCAGGCUCCAUCCUCUUCCUCGCCCUCAUCCUGGCUGCUACAGCCUGGGGUUACAAGAGCUACAAGCAGAGACGCUAUGAAGAAUCUGAAGUUCACCGAAGAUUCUGCCGGCAAAUGCCCCCAGGUGACUAUGUAACAAAGCCUGGGGAUGCAGACUCAUUUUACAGUGACAUGCCUCCGGGGGUCAGCACUAACUCCGGCUGCAGCUCCAAGAAGAGAUCUAAUGGCCUAUCACACUCGUGGAGCGAGAGAAUCCCAGAUGCCAAACACAUCUCUGACAUCUGUGAAAAUGGGCGACCGAGAAGCAACUCAUGGCAAGGAAAUCUGAGUGGGAAUCGUAAGAAACUGAAAGGAAAGAAGUUCCGUGCUCGCUCCAACUCCACAGAGACGCUGUCCCCUGCCAAGUCUCCCACUUCCUCUACAGGAUCUAUUGCAUCCAGCAGGAGAUACCCUUACCCCAUGCCCCCCCUCCCCGAUGACCAGAGGAAAGCCAACAGGCAGAGUGCCAGGCUGUGGGAGACAUCGAUAUAACCGCCUUCUUAUCCGCUCUGCAAAAGAUCUCAAGGAAUUACACUUGUGUCUCCUUUUCUAUGAAUGAAAAACACAAAAACGAAACAAAAUUGACUCUAAACGAUUUAAGAGAAAUGGAGAGAAAGCCCCCCACUGGAGUGGAAAUAGGCAAAGGUGUGUGUGAGUGAGUGUGUACAAGCAUCUCCGAGGCUUUUCUCGCCACACGGCGUCAUUCAGCGGGUGACCAUGCGGAUUGCCGGCGGAGAAACCAGCUCCACAUCCACUCCAGAUCAGCUGGAGCUCAGACUGAGCUGUUCCUGUCUGCUCAGGCCUCAUUUAUGGGGCUGGAAACCCCCCCCGACCCCCAACCUUAUCUUACACCUCACACAACCUCUUUACAUCCCCUCUCGUCAUACCCACUUCAACGCCACUUCCCCGUGUUUUGAGCUCCUCUCUAAAAGGAGCAGUGGAGCCAGGAGCAGGUCAUCAUAUCACUCUGCACCUCUGGAUCAUUCUGACGCACGUGAAUCACUGUAGAAACUCCAACACUGUAUGCAUGAGACAACCCUGUUUAUUACAACCUCCUCCUACUGAAGAGACGAGAAGAACCCAAGUCUGAUCUGAGAGGAAAGCAUGCGAGGGGGCAGUGAUUUUAAUACUUUCUGUAGGCUUAGGUACUUUCUCUCCACCAUAGGUAACCCAUAUAGUAUCACCAGUAAUAGCCCAUAACCCCCUGACCCCACCCUGCUCCUCCUGCCCCUCGGUUUGUUUGUGCUGUGUACAUAUGUACAGUGAAAAUACACACAGAGUAUGUUUUUUGCUUUUAUUUUGGCAAUAGAGUCGUCUCUUCCUGCUGUAUUGUGUUGUAGACAGAAGCGGAUUCUCUGUAGAAAAGCGUAAGACACCCCCGCGCUCGUUCUUCUGUCUGUGUUUCUAUUUUCCGUCCUCUUGUUUUUCACUCCUCUGGCUUUUUUCUGUGUGAUUGUGGCCUCGAUAGCUUUCUCCAUCCACAGCAGAAUGUAAAGGUGUUUUUUUUACAUUAUCUUAGCACUGGUUUUUAUUCAUCUCUGGGAGAAAUACACAAACAUCCAGUAAUAACUGAGGAUUGUUUGAGUGGAUUGUGGCACAUUAAGAGUGUUGAUGAGUAUUAUUUAGGAAGAAUUCAAUAGUUUUAUGUGCCAUUCCUGAGAGAAAUGAAUGGGAUGUGUUUGGUGUAGUUAUAGGCGUGCCAAUUUUCACUCAUUUUUGGAAAUUCACCAUUGAUAAUGUUAAGAUGUGUUUAGUUCCCUAAGUUCUACAUUUGGAGGUUUUUGAGGCCAACAUGCUCCUUUUUCUACAAUAGGCAGCACACGAGGUGGCUCAGAUGAGAUGUGAGAAUAACAUGAGUGCGGAUGAUGACCUGAUUAGGACAAGGAAUCUGGAAACUGUGAUUGAAAUGUGCAUUUUGGAUUUAGCUGUAUUGAUUGAGAUAUUUAGCCUUGUAAAUGAUUAACUAUGCUGUACAGUGCUUGCUGUUUGAGCUUGUGAAGACCGACAGCAUGACAGUUCUAUAAUCAAAUUAAGUUAUUUCUCUGGUAGGCUAUUUGUGAGACCAUAACGGUAAACAAGCAUGUCACUGAAGGACUUUUUUUCUCCAUCAUUGCCUUUUUGCUGUUGUCCAAUUUUUUUUUUCCGUACUGUAAGCAAAUUCAGGACAAUUCAUGGCAGAAAGUCGCAGGGUCUAAACAUUAGUGAGAAUGGAGGACACCGUUUUUGUGCUGAUUUAACUAUUUAAGGUGGACUUUGGAAAUGUAUCACUCCCCAAAAGCAAGUUCUUUGUACAGUUACGACUCAUUGUUCUACCUUGUGUAGAAAUUGUCGUCUCAAGGCCUCCUGUUCGUCAUUUUACCGUUGUUAGUUUUUGUUCAGGUGUGGGCACUUGUUCAUUUGUAAUUCAUGUAUGCAUUAGGACUGUAUAGGUAAUACGAUCUUUACAAUAUUGGACUAAUAUUGCUACUAGUAUCUUUUUUAUUAAGUACCUUUGUAAUUUUCACUUUUUUCUCAGCGUUAUGUACAGCAACGAUUCAAACUGUUAUUAAGUGCAUUAUUGUAAUUAUACGUGUUGAUGAGUUUCAAUGGAGAGUUUUUCAUUUUAAACACAUUUGUCCCUGGGCCAAUAGAAGUGCCAGUUCCUCUGGCAUUUUCUCCUCGGUAUCAUAUAAGGUUUGGACACACAUAAUGAUGUAAGUGAAGUCUGUAUGGGCUCAUGAUUUGCCUUUUACCUGAGCUUUCUUGUCUUUGCUGUGGUCUUCUUAAAGUGUGUGUAAGUGUCCCAGGGCUGCAGAGAGCCUUAUCUCAGAGCUCUUGAGAAACAUUUGUACCAUCAUACUGUGCUACAGCGAGACAUCUGUCCUGUUGGUAUGUACGGUGCACUGUGCUACUCUGAGGACUCUCCGCUCAGGAUGGGACCACGCAGGCUGCCGUGAUUUCUGUCAAAUGUCCAAACGUCUCCUCUUGAAUGUAUUCAUGCACCGCCCAGCAUCCACCAUGUGGUCCCAUCCUGCCCGACACAUCAGCACUCUGCAGGAACCUUGAAGCCACCCUCCCUCACCUGUAGGCUACUAGUUUAAAUAUAAAUACUGCAGUUGCUGUGUUUUACUUCACCCCUUUUUUUCUUUUUGCCUGUAUGCUGUACAGACUUAUGAUGCAAAAAUCAAUCCUCAUAUUUUUUUCCUCUUAAUUAUUCUAUAUUAUUGUAAUAUAUUUAAUAUAAAAUAAAACUUUCAUCAACA